AUCUCACACUGGAAUAAGAGGGGAAAUUUUAUAGAUGGUAAUAUAGUGUCAUGAGUUUGGGGAAGCGAAAAUGAUACCAAGUUCAGUUCAAUCUAGUUGACACAUCUUUCAAAAGAUUUCCAGCGUUUCCUGUCAAGACUCGAGGACCAGUCGAGUGUUUGACUUCUUGAAACUUCGCCUGGAGGAAGCGAUUAACUCUUUCUUUUGGUUGGAACCUAGAUUAUACUCUCUAUUAUCUUGGAUGUAACCAAAGGCCACCGAUGAACUAUGUCAGAAUGUUUGUAAGACCGUAUCAUGGUAUUUGUUUUAUGGUUUUAUUAGUUGUAGUGUUUCUCUGUGAUGACCUCCAAUGUGACUUGCAGUUACCAAAGAAGUCUCAAGACACUGAACAUGUCUCGAAUUCAAGUUUGACUCAACGGUAUUUAUCGUACGGGGUAGCCUCAGAGGAAGGGUUCAAUUUAAGAAUGGACGUUUACAUACGGAUUGCAAAUCUUGUCAAGCUCCUUCGUCACCACCAUCGUCAGGAUUGGACCCUGGUCUUACCACCGUGGGAACACCUAUACCACUGGAACACCUCGCGAAAACAAGACCAAAUCCCAUGGGCGAUGUUCUUUGAUGUACCAAGCCUAUAUUUAUAUACACCUGUAGUCGAACUUGGAUUUCUACGGGAAACAUUGUUUGACGAGGUGAUGGUUUUGCAGCGUGACCGGAGUUGCUGCAUUUUUUUGGAAGAACAGAGGAUCCGCCGGGAUCAAUGCAUAGAAGACCCGGGGUACUUCCGUGACAGUCGAGGGUACCACCGGGGCCUAAUGGGGUCCUUCCAGGUAUCCUCGAUUAUGUACCAGUGUUAUACAGUCCAGGGCACUGCCCGCGUACUCCACGAUCAUCUCACCCACACUAAAUCAAGGUCAGUAUUUAUUGACAGGUUUGAAGAAGUGCUUCACAUUCACUAUGGACAGAAAGAUUACUGGGAGGCAAGAAGAAGUCUGGUAUUUGCGAAGCACCUGCGUGAUGAAGGAGAUAAAUUUAGAAAAAAGUUUCUUCAAUCAACAGAUGAAGAAGAUAACACUCUUAUGGAUGAAGACUGGAGAAAGAACAAGAAGCAGGAAGGCUUGGCCAAAGGGGGGCCCUACAUCGGGGUGCACCUCCGAAGAGCAGACUUCCUUUAUGCCCACCCUGAUAAGGUACCAUCACUUGAUAAUGUUGCCAAGCAACUGAAGAAGUUUCUAAAAAAGGAGAAGCUUGAAAAGGUGUUUCUAUCAACGGAUGCUGACCAAUCAGAUGUUGACUACUUGAAGAGCAAGCUACCAAUUGUUAAGUACGACCCCCCGCAAAGGAUUCUGGAGAAGUUUGGAGACGGAGGAGUGGCGAUCAUCGACCAGUGGAUUUGUGCGCAUGCUCGGUUCUUCAUCGGCACUUGCGAGUCCACAUUCUCUUUCCGCAUUUAUGAAGAGCGAGAUAUUCUAGGUUUCCAUGGCGAUCAAACGUUUAAUUGUCUUUGUGGGGAUAAGGAAAUCGGCAAGUGUGAACAGCCAACGAAGUGGAGAAUUGUCUACUAGAUAGAGUCUAGACAACUCACAUAAUUACUAGGUUGUAAGAGUAGAUAAAAACAUUGAUGAGAUAAUUUUACUAGGGGUAUCGGAGUAGGGUUAGAGUAGAUCGUCUGCUAGACAACUCAUGAUAGAGUUGCUUGGAAAUAGGUUUGAAAAACGUAUACAAAGACUCCAGAAACGUAUGUGAAAUACAGUUUAUCCCUAAUAUAGCGAGCACUUUUUCCCAAAACCACAAUUUCAAACUCUGUAAAUUGUGCUCCCACACGGGACCGAAAAAGUCGGUAUGGAGUCUCCUACGGAAGUAGGUUUUGAAAAAUAUAUAUACAUAUAUACGGAGAUUUUAUUUAUUACACUGUAAAAACUUUAUUAUAAUGAUAAUAGAUGUAGUCCUUAGGUCUUAAAAGCAAAACACAUAAUGAGUUUGCAGCUAGAACUCCAUAUGCCGAUCGGCAUUUGCCGUAAUUUAGAGCACAGUUUGUGGUACGCAAAGAUCCUAUCCACCUUCCCCAUGUCCCGCAACUGAGGUCAGGGGGCUGGCGAGGUUUUUUCCUUGACUUCGGUGGUUUCACGCGCGCGUCGCAAAGUGGGAAGUUGAAUUCAGAGUUUAAUGAGACACCGAGUAGCUCUACUGCAUUCUGUGGAGCGUGUUCAUGGCUACUUCGCGGAAGUGACCUCUAAAGAUGUCACCUUUCCGUCUACGAAAAGGUACGCAGGAGCACCAAGCCCUUAUUUCAUGCCGAAACUUUUCAUUCAUUGAAAAGUAGACGCAGAUAUUGAUAAAUCCGUUGCUAUAAAGAAAAACGUAACUUGCGGCAAUCAAAUUGCUGUUUGCCUCGUCACAUAUGUUAAAGACUAAGUAUAAGAAAUGUACAAUCAUCCAAAAAGACCAGCAGACAACAAAUGCCAGCAGGGUGGCUAUGAUCAUCCGCGUGGCCCUGGAUGCGGUGCGUGCGUUGCGCUGGUCGCACAGUGCCUUGCUGUUCUCCUGGCGUGUGGCGAGUCCACAGUUUGUACCCAAUCCACGUGUAGAUGAAAACCAUGGCGACGAGCAUCACUAGAAAGACAGCCAUCAUAAAGAUGCCAAUACGUCUCGCAUAUUGUAUUCUACAGACGACUUUUCCAUCACCACGCUCUACCAGGGAAAUCGACAUCGCACUUUCUACGCUCAAAAGCGCAACCAACCAUGUUGCGAGACCCUUGAAAUAAAAUAAAAGUGCUUGCGUCACGAA
This is a messenger RNA of Nematostella vectensis (starlet sea anemone), 2782 nucleotides long. Its product is annotated as GDP-fucose protein O-fucosyltransferase 2. Bases 261 to 1559 code for a protein of 432 amino acids. Gene Ontology annotation, biological process: protein O-linked glycosylation via fucose. The record is from RefSeq and is a predicted model, not a curated record. NCBI's taxonomy places the organism in Eukaryota, Metazoa, Cnidaria, Anthozoa, Actiniaria, Edwardsiidae. Gene Ontology annotation, molecular function: peptide-O-fucosyltransferase activity. The transcript is spliced from 4 exons.